Molecule: messenger RNA, 1416 nt
Organism: Penicillium canescens
Lineage: Eukaryota; Fungi; Ascomycota; Eurotiomycetes; Eurotiales; Aspergillaceae
Exons: 1
Coding region: 1-1416 (471 amino acids)
Source: RefSeq, a predicted model, not a curated record
AUGAAAUCUCCACACCUGCCCUUUCUGGGCGCAUUCUCCAAGCUUCCAACGGAAAUUCGCUUGGUCAUCUGGGCCGACCUUUUCUCUGAAAUUCACACGCAAUCUGCCAUCCAUAGCAAGCCAAAAACCAACCCCCUAUCGAUCCUCCCCGUCAGUGGAUACCUUUACAGCGAGAUCUCAGUACACCUCUACUCUCAUAUGAAACAAAUCAUUUCAGUGAACGGGGAGUAUGACAGAGGAAGCUGGAUGUCCAUAAAACUGAAGUCCCGGGUGGUCGACGUGACCUGGAACUUGAAGGACAAGGCAGGUGCUGAAAGAUACUUCCAAAGCUUUCCUUAUCAAAAGGCCGGUCUCAAAAUCAAAAUCAAAAGUCCAGAUACAACUGACCCAGGCCAAGUCGUGUUGAUCUGGCAGAAAGUGAAUCAUCUGCUUGAUAAUCUGAUGACUUUGCCGUGCCAAUUUCAAGAUCCAGAGGUUGUUUUUGCAGGACAGAACUGGCAUUCCAUACUGCCACCUCCGCACUGGCGACUUCGAAAACGUUGUUUUUUGGAGAUGGGAGGUUUACGGCAGUCGAUUCCAUGUGAACGGAGAUUCUAUUGCCCUGACUAUGAUAUUGUAAUGAUGCCUUUUGCUCGAGCAUUUCUCAAAGAUGUCCCAGAAGAUCCAUCGAAGAUGACCGACGAAGAGUUCGAUCGUCUGCAUCAGCACAUCUUAGCUAAGUUCUCAGACAGUGGAGCCAAAAUGAGGUUGUCAUGGCUUUUCCCACUCACCAAAGAGACCAUCGUCCCGCAGAUUGAACAGUGGCUCCUAGAAACAGAGAUCUUCAUGGAGGAAAGCCUGGACUCUCUAACCGGCAGAACGGCAUGCUUCCUUCGAUUAGACCGCUUCCAAAACUGGUACAACGACGGCAACAGCUGGGAAUCGCCUUACGAGAAACGAUUCCUCGAAAAGCUAGACAGAGACCACAAAACCAUCCUCGAAUGGGACCCUGGCUUCACAAAUACUAUUCGGAGAUGGCAGGCCAUGAUUCUCAACCAUCACUACAUAUGUAUAAUGGUGAGCCCACAGCAGAAAGGUCUGUUUCUUGGGUGGCGUAUAUUCCAGCUGAUGGAUACAAAUUGGGACUCGGCAGCGUGGCCUGAACUCUGGCCGACGGGGAUACCAAGCAUCACAAGACACUCUUACGUACUUAAUACCUUUGACUCCCAGGUAGUGGCUGCUCACUGCAGCCGGCUUUCGAAAGCCAUGAAAGAAAAUGGAGAGCAGAAUCAUGCGGCUUUCGGCUUGAAACUGCUGUUGCGGGCUCCUGGGACAUCCCAGGAAUUCCGAGAUGUUGGCGAGGACCAAGUAUGCUGGCAUUGUUUAAAAUCUCGGCCAUGUGAUCAUGAUAUGGGGUUGAAGGUAUUGGCUGGGUGA